Molecule: messenger RNA, 339 nt
Organism: Nannizzia gypsea CBS 118893
Lineage: Eukaryota; Fungi; Ascomycota; Eurotiomycetes; Onygenales; Arthrodermataceae
Exons: 3
Coding region: 1-339 (112 amino acids)
Source: RefSeq, a predicted model, not a curated record
AUGGCUGACCAAAGACGACACGGUAAGUCUCGUUUCUCCGUCUCACGACUUUCAAAUGAUAUCUUUUGUAAAAGACUGCUCCGCUAUAUUGGAGGAGCUACCACCGGCGACGCAUAUGCCGAACGAUUUCCUAUCUAUUUUAAAGGAGCCAGGGUAAACCUCUACUUAUAUAGUAAGGCGCAAACUGAAUUAAUAUUCGAGAAUAAAGACCUUGGAAAUACUCUAUAUAUGGAGCUCUAUGGUACUACAAGGCGUUUAUGGGCGUAUUCAAGAUUCAUCUACUCGUUUAUUGCUAUGGUUGCAAUCUUAGGGGGUUAUAUCUUUACAGGUGCCUAUUAA